Molecule: messenger RNA, 1395 nt
Organism: Coniosporium apollinis CBS 100218
Lineage: Eukaryota; Fungi; Ascomycota; Dothideomycetes
Exons: 3
Coding region: 1-1395 (464 amino acids)
Molecular function (GO): protein binding
Source: RefSeq, a predicted model, not a curated record
AUGGGUCCACCCACAACCAUUAUGGGUCCACCCACCAACCCGCGAAAGAGAAAAGCGCCGACAUUGCGUGCGGAGGAUUGGGAGCCGUACAAAGCUCGAAUCAUAGAGCUCCAUAUUAAGCAGAAACUACCGCUUCGGAAAGUCAAAGAUACCAUUGAGAGUGAACUCGGUUUCAAAGCUGAGCUCCGGCAAUACCGAACCCGUAUCAGUCAGUGGGACAAAGACAAGAAUGUCAAGACACAUGAGAUGAAAGCAAUUGUUCGAAAACGACAGCAAAGAAGGCUCGUCGAGAGCGAGAAAGGGAAACAGACUUUUACGGUUCGAGGCAAAGAGGUGAAGCCACCAAAAAUCGAACGAUGGAUGAAGAAGAACGAUAUCCCGGAGGGGGUCGUGUAUGCCCCGAGUCCUGCUGAAUCCACCCCAUCCGCGGUUAAUUGUCGGACAAUUUCCGAACGAGGUUCCCCGGCUCCGAGUCUCACAUAUUCGGUCGCAAGUCCCAUUUUUCCAAUGCGAGGUGCAUCUAUUGCCCAAAGUCCUGGACCCUUCUCUCCCGCUUCGUCAGUCACGAGCGUCCUUCGAGCUUCAGCCAGCACUUUCACAGGGCAAAGCCCAGCUCCUAUCCAUCGGGUUCUCCUAGACUUGCGUCCAGGUUCUAUGCCAGACCCGGAGGCCUUCCUAUCCCAAAUUGUGUCUUCAGAACCGCAUAUUGUUGGAUCUACCCCACAAAUACGAACAGGACAAGAGGACCCAAAGUCCGUUCAGUACCGAUACAGACAAGCGGAUGAAGAGCUCCUAAAACAAGAGCUCGUUAGGAUGGAAACGCCUCAUGGAGAUGAUCACUCCGAAACUUUGAGCACAUUAUAUGAAUUGAGCGUGGUGCUCAUGGAUCAAGGAAGGUACAGGUCCGCUGAGGAAAUGAUUCGGAGAUUGGUAGAGGCCCGGCAAAACAUCAACGGCAACGACGACGAUGACACGAUGGGGGCCUUGGACCUUCUCGGUGGAGUAUUACGUUAUCAAGGAUCAUAUGCGAAGGCCGAGAAAUUAUACCGACGAACAUUCGAGUUUAGAAAGCAUACACUAGGAUGUGAGCACGCUUCCACGCUGGCUAGCAUGGCCAACCUAGCAACCACGUACUGGGAGCAAGGACGGUUGAAGGAGGCCGAAGAGCUAGAGGUGCAAGUGAUGGAGACGAUGAAGAGGGUGCUCGGGGAAGAGCAUCCAGAUACGCUACACAGCGUGGGUAACCUAGCAGCCACGUACCAGAAGCAAGGACGAUUGAAGGAGGCCGAAGAGCUAGAGGUGCAAGUGCUGGAAAUGAGGAAGAGGGUGCUUGGAAAAGAGCAUCCCCACACGCUGCAAAUCAUGAACGAUCUUGCUUGCACCUGGAAAUCCUAA